AUGCAGUUAUCUAUCUAUUCUAGAAAUCUUGCAAGCUCAACACAGUCACGAUCUUGUGGGAAAUCUAGAAGAAUUUCUACCAACCAGUUUCCAAUGGAGAAUUUCACAUCUGCUCCUGGCAAUGUUACCCUGACGUUGUCUUAUACCACAGAGGUUGAUAACAUUGCACGAGCUGUUUUUCAGAUUACGUCCUUUUUGUGUUUCACCUUCUUCUUCUACUUUAUCGUCAUUAUGCUGAAGGUCUUCUUCACCACUCCUCACAUGCAGGAGAACCCUCGAUAUGUCCUCUUUGUCCACAUGCUCAUCAAUGACACGUUGUUUAUCAUCAUCACAAAUUACAUUGUAGUGGCUUCAAUGUAUUCUGUAUACCUCCCUAUAAUCAUCUGUUUCAUCAUUCAAAGCUACGCGGGCAGUUUCUUUAUAGCGACCCCAUACAACCUGGCCGUCAUGUCUCUAGAACGUUACAUAGCCAUAUGUUUCCCAUUGAGACACUUACAGUUGUGUACACCAAAGAGAGCAAAAUAUGCAAUUGCUGUGAUCUGGGUCAUAGGGUUGUCUAUAAGUACUGUAAACUUCAUUACCUUGACCUACUUCGCAGAAAGAACCUCCUUUUUCCUCUAUGAUACGUGUGAUGCUAUAAAGGUGGUAAGUCCCAUACAAAACUUGAUUAGGAGCGCCUCCAAUAUCCUCAGCCUUGCUGGAGUGGCUUUGAUCAUUGUAUUCACCUACAUUAAUGUCAUGCUAGUUGCUAGAAGGAUCAGUUCGGGUCGUUCUUCGGCCGUUAAAGCUGGAACAACUGUUAUGCUCCAUGCCUUCCAACUCAUAUUAUGCCUGUUCUCCUUCAUUGCCAACAUAAGCCAGACCUAUGUACAGAGUUACACAUAUUACUUGCUCGUUUUGAACUAUGUCUUGUUCAUGUCUUUGCCCAGAUUACUCAGUCCACUGAUCUAUGGGGUAAGAGAUGAAGUUUUUCAAAAACAUAUAAGGAAAUAUUGCACAAUAUCUUGUGUCUGUCGCCCACUAUGA
Messenger RNA from Bufo bufo (common toad), 1026 nucleotides. RefSeq names its product odorant receptor 131-2-like. Gene Ontology annotation, cellular component: membrane. Gene Ontology annotation, molecular function: G protein-coupled receptor activity. Lineage: Eukaryota; Metazoa; Chordata; Amphibia; Anura; Bufonidae. The record is from RefSeq and is a predicted model, not a curated record. The transcript has a single exon. Gene Ontology annotation, biological process: G protein-coupled receptor signaling pathway. The coding region runs from base 1 to 1026 and encodes 341 amino acids.